Molecule: messenger RNA, 444 nt
Organism: Prunus armeniaca (apricot)
Lineage: Eukaryota; Viridiplantae; Streptophyta; Magnoliopsida; Rosales; Rosaceae
Source: the annotation of a GenBank genome assembly
AUGGCUUGCGUGGCUUUGCAUGGCCGGCUGAACUAUCACACUCCAGCACCUUCCCGAAUCAGCUUCAAAAUUUUAGCCCCACGUUCACGUCAGAAAGUGAUCAAGACACCCGCACCUCAGCAACUCAUGGAGCUCACGACCCGACGUGGAAGGCUCAUAAAGAUUACGCACCUCAACGGAGAGCCCAGCUCUGAACCGUGCCACAGUCCCAGCCACAAUGGCCCGGCCCCAAGGCUUGACUCAAGGCCAAGCUCCAAAAAGAGCAUCAACAACUAUGAAACGAGCACUGUCAGAGUAUCUCAUCGUCUUCCUCUCGUCUUCGUCGUCGUCUUUGAACUUAAACAACAAACUCCGAGAGAAAGCUUUCAUUGCACGCAAAAGUUUGAUAAAAUACACAGACAAAGAGGGAAAGUUUCCAACUUUGAACACAACUACUUCAACUAA